CUGGGGAAAAGCCAUAUAAAUGCAUGGAGUGUGGAAAGUGCUUCAAUAACUCAGGUUCUCUCACUAUUCAUAAAAGGAUCCACACUGGGGAGAAACCAUAUGAAUGCAAGGAAUGUGGAAAGAGCUUCACUCAAAAACAUCAUUAUACUAUACAUAACAGAAUCCACACUGGGGAAAAGCCAUAUAAAUGCAUGGAGUGUGGAAAGUGCUUCAAUAACUCAGGUUCUCUCACUAUUCAUAAAAGGAUCCACACUGGGGAGAAACCAUAUGAAUGCAAGGAAUGUGGAAAGAGCUUCACUCAAAAACAUCAUUAUACUAUACAUAACAGAAUCCACACUGGGGAAAAGCCAUAUAAAUGCAUGGAGUGUGGAAAAUGCUUCACUGAGUCACGUUCCCUCACUUCUCAUAAAAGGAUCCACACCGGUGAGAAACCGUAUGAAUGCACUGAGUGUGGAAAAUGCUUCACUGAGUCACGGUACCUCACUUCCCAUAAAAGGAUCCAUACUGGGGAAAAACCAUAUAAAUGCCAGGAGUGUGGAAAGAGCUUCAGAGAUUCAAGUUCUCUUAUUUCCCAUAAAAGGAUCCACACUGGGGAGAAACCUUAUAAAUGCAAGAACUGCGCAAAAAGCUUCAGACAAAAAUAUCAAUAUACUGUACAUAGCAGAAUCCACACUGGGGAGAAACCGUAUAAAUGCCUGGAGUGUGGAAAGAGCUUCCGUUCUGCAAGACACCUUCCUUCCCAUAAAAGGAUCCACACUGGGGAGAAACCAUAUAAGUGUAUGGAGUGCAGAAAAUGUUUCAGAACCAGCAGUGUGCUUAGUCACCACAGGAGGAGCUACACAGGGGAGAAAUCAUAUAAAUGCCAUGAGUGUGGAAAACACUCCACUGAGGCAGGUUCCCUCAUUUCCUGGAAAAAUGUGAAGUGAGGCUGGUUCCAUCCUUGUUGAUUUUCGGGAAGUCCCUCAAAACCUGGUUGUGCCAUCAAGCCUGGGGACCCCAGGGAACCAGUGAGAUACUGAGGUGUUUCCAUUGUUAUUAACAUCUGCCGUUCUCUUUUAGCCUUGUGUUUUUAAAAUCUGUUAAUAAUAAUUGCUUUUUAUAUAGCAAUUGUUUUUUUAAUUUUAUUGUACUCUACCCAGAGUCACUUUUGUGUGAAUUUGACAAAUAAGAAAUAAUUAAAAGGUUCCACGCUGAGAGAAACCACA
Molecule: messenger RNA, 1205 nt
Organism: Python bivittatus (Burmese python)
Lineage: Eukaryota; Metazoa; Chordata; Lepidosauria; Squamata; Pythonidae
Source: RefSeq, a predicted model, not a curated record